AACUAGGGAAAACAAAUUUAUGUGAGACCGGAAGUAUUCUUUAUAGCUUCCGGGUAAGAUACAAAGUAUGCAGCGCCUCCGUUUGCGUUCACAUUAACGCGCGUGACCGGUGUGUUUGAAUCAUGUUUACCCCACCAAAGGAGGGGAUGCCCAGUAUGAUAGACAGGGCACUGAGGAUGAGGAGGGAGGAGCAGGCUCGACAGAUCAUUCUCGCCUGGGCUGUCCUCAACGUGUCCCUGGCUGGCAUGAUUUACACUGAAAUGUCAGGGAAGCUGCUGAGUCGAUUCUACAACAUCACCUACUGGCCCAUCUGGUACAUUGAGCUGGUGUUGGCCUCUCUCUUUAGUCUCAAUGCUCUUUUUGACUUCUGGAAGUAUUUCAAAUACACUAUGGCUCCAUCCACUAUUGCUGUAACUCCUGAGCAGUGCAGCCUUCUGGGUUUGAGGAACACAAGUUUCCAGGCCUCUCCUCCUCAAAAGCCAGAGAAAAAAGAAUCCCCAACUCCUGCCCAGUCGUCUCCUCUGCAGGGCCAGAGCGUGCUGAGCUUCAGUCCGUCUCGUCCUGCCUCGAGCAGCCCCAAGUUCUCCCCGACCUGUGCAACUGGCUACAGCCCUGCUCUCAGCAGUCCAUCCUCACCAAGUGGUGCUGGAGGGCCAUUCUCGUCUUCUCUGCCUUUUGGCAAAGUGCUGAACUACAGUCAGUCUCCAGGCUCUUCUCCUUACCCACACAGCAUCGGACCAUCAGAAGGUUCUGGUUUGAGGGCUCGAUACAGAACAUCUCCAUCUGUCUUUAACUCUUCUGGAAGCAAAGAGGACUGCAUAGAAGAUCUGAAAUGUCUGGAGAGGUUUCUUCGCUCGGAGGAGGAGAAGAGUCACCGCAGCCACCUCGGCAGCCCAGAGUCCGUGUCUCCCAGUCACAGUCCAACGUUCUGGAAUUAUAACCGUUCGGUUGGAGAUUAUGCUCAGAGCUUGAGGAAGUUUCUUUACCAACCAGCGUGCCGCUCUCAGGCGCCGUCUGCCCACAAGGACGAGACAGAUCUGGGAUCUAAACAAGCUGCGGAGGAGGUGUGGGCCAGAAUCACAACCAGCCGUGCGGUCAUGAACCAUAUUGAUAGCUGGACAGCUAAACUUAGAAACUGGAUCAACGACACCAUCUUGGUCCCUCUGGUUAAGGAAAUCGACUCUGUCAACAGUCAGCUCAGGAGGAUGGGCUGUCCGGAGCUCCAGAUAGGAGAGGCUAGCAUCAGCAGUCUGAAACAGGCGGCGGUGUUGAAAGCCUCAUCAAUCCCCACCAUGAACUCUAUUGUCCAAUACUUGGACAUCACACCCAACCAGGAGUAUCUAGUGGACAGGAUAAAGGAGCUAGCUCACAGCGGCUGCAUGAGCUCCUUCCGCUGGAACGGUGGCGGGGAUCUGAAGAACAGGAAGUGGGACACGGACCUCCCCACCGACUGUGCCAUCCUCAUGCAUAUGUUUUGCACAUACUUGGACUCCAGGCUGCCUCCACACCCAAAGUACCCUGAUGGGAAGACUUUCACUUCCCAGCACUUCAGCCACACUCCUGACAAACCUGAUGUCACCAAGGAGAACCUCUUCUGCAUCCACCAAAGCAGCACCAACCCCCCUCACUACCAACUCAUAUACCAAGGACACAUCUACAGUCUUCCUAAGGGCAGAAACAACUUGUUCCACACAAUCCUCAUGUUCCUUUACAUCAUUAAGAUCAAGGAGUCAGGGAUGCUGGGGAGGGUUAAUCUGGGCCUCUCUGGUGUGAACAUCCUGUGGAUUUUUGAAGACUGAUCCAUCAUCUUUUAAAAGCAACAAACGGCUGCAAAAGGGCAGAAUUUUCUCCUUUAGGCUCCUGCUUGACAAAGCCUCUUAUUUUACAGUUAAAAUACCUGCAUAUGAUGGGACAUUUUCUCAGCUUUUUUUGGCACAAACCAGCUUCUGUUACACCACAAAGUCCUUAUACAGCUAGUUGCAUUUUGAAUUUUAAAAAAGAAUUUUUAUUGAGUAAUUUGAGAAUGUACCAGCAUGGCAGCAUUUUAAAUGUAUUACCUCAGAGUUAUCUGCUUGACGACAAAGGGCUCGGACCUGUUUUCCUGUUUUAUUUGGAUUUAGGAUUUGUUCAAAUCUGCAAAAGGUUUGUGUUCUUUUGUAGAAAUAAAGAUUUGCAGUGGUAAAAAAAUCUUUGGUCAGCUUAUAAAAAGAUACAGAAAGGAUCACUUGAACUUAUUUUCCCAUAUUAAAGGAAUGCUGCAGGACUGGCAACUGAUAUGUGAUGGACAUGUCCUUUUUUAUCAUUUCAUCCCACAAAAAUAUUUUUAUUCUGAUUUUCAACGUGCCUGUCAUUGAGUACUGUUAGAAGAGAUGUUUGGUGUUUAUAACAUGUUUAAUGAAAUGUGAAAAUUACAGCGAGAGAUUAAAGAAAGCCUUGAAUUUUGCUAA
This is a messenger RNA of Nothobranchius furzeri (turquoise killifish), 2447 nucleotides long. It is a transcript of the gene tmem209, whose product is annotated as transmembrane protein 209. The record is from RefSeq and is a predicted model, not a curated record. NCBI's taxonomy places the organism in Eukaryota, Metazoa, Chordata, Actinopteri, Cyprinodontiformes, Nothobranchiidae. Gene Ontology annotation, cellular component: membrane.